AUGGCUGGGAGGGCUCCUCCACCAUCCUUUUCGUCCUUCCCCGACCCGGACAAGCCGCGCCCACCACCGUCCUUCUCCUCGUUCCCCUCCCCACCUCGUCCAUCGACCUCGAGGGAAGACUCGCCUCCGCCGGCCAAGCGACCGCGCGCAGCAGACUUCCUCGAUGAGCUUGGAGGCGAGCUAGGCAUUAGCGACGACAGGAAGGGCAAGAAGCGGGAGAAAACUCGAAGCAGACGGUCUGAGGAGGAGGAGAGGACGUCGACAAGGCGUCGUGAGCGGGACGAGCGGUCUUCUGUGGACGACAGACGGGGCGAGAAGGGCAGGGAGGCACGGCGAAAGGGAAAGGAGCGGGAGCGCGAACGCGAGUUGGAUCGCAAGAGGGACGGCGACCGGAGACAUCGCUCGAAAGAGCGGGAACGGCGGCAUCGGGACGAAGACGGCUCGCGGCGAAGACGAAGCAGUGAGAGGGAAGAUCUGGAAGAAAGGAGGAAGACGGAGAAGGGAAAGACGCCACACGACCUUGUCCUGGCGACCCUUUCCGCAGAAACGGCAUCAGGUUCGUCUCUGCCGCCCGACCCGCCGGCGAGCGACACAGACAAGCCCGUGUUCUACGAGUCGCGACGAGGCGAUCCGAACAACCUGCGCUACGGGGGACUGCAUCGAGGGGACGUCCCGAAGUACCGGCGGGUCGGCGCUGGCAAGGUGAUCGGGCUCAAUGACGGGUUGCGCAUCACUAGGGAGACGGCGUAUUCGGGUAGGGGUGUCGAGAUUGCGCCUGUGAACAGGUUCAAGACGCCUCGUUACGUCGACCCUGCAUCACUGCGCCACCUUACCGACAAGAACGCCAAACGUCUCAUCCUCCGUCCCGCUCAGCCGCAGGAUCUGCGGGCUCUUGGCGAACCUGGAACUCAUCGCGCCGCCUUCGAUCCUUUCCAGCCGUCUGUCGACGAGAACGGCCUUACGACCGAAUACGUGGCUCUUGAACGCGAGCGGACUACGGCGCAAAAGCUCGACAAGCUCGAGCACGAAGAAGGGACCGAUUACCGCUCGAUCGCCGGUCUCGUCAAGGCUUCCGACCUCGCCGAGAGCUCGGAUGAUGAAGAUUCCGACGACCUUUUUGGUGGACUCGGCAUCAGCGGCGGCGAGUCGCACGCAGACUACCUCAAGCGCCAAAACCUCGAGCUCGACCGCGCCUUGCGAGACCACCCGUCGAACGUUGACAAGUGGAUCGAGUUCGUCGACUUUCAGGACGAGGUGGCGCAGUCAAGCUUUGUCGGCGCUUCGGCUUUGUCGGCGGCCAAGCGGGCGCUGAGCAAGGCGGAAAGAGCCUCGACGAGCGAGAUCAAGCUAGCCAUUCUCGAGCGCGCACUCGCUCAUCCCGGCAACGCCAAGUCCGAGCAACUCAUCCUCGCACAGCUCAGAGCGGCGUCGGAUAUCGAGGAUCCGAAGCGUGUCUUGCAGCGAUGGAAGGAGGCGCUCAUGGCGCAUCCCGACUUGACGGGACUCUGGAUCGAGUACGUCAGCUGGCGGCAGACGACGUGGUCGACCUUCAGUGUCACGGACGUUGUCGACGUCUUCGAAGAGUCGUUUGUCGUCCUCGCUGACGCCAUGAGCGGGGAAGAGCCUGGUUCCAGCGCUCGCGAGAUGCUCGAAGCGAACGCCGUCUACCUACUCCUGCGCUUUUGCUUGAUGCUGCGCCAGGCCGGCAAGUCCUGCUUCUCCGAACGCGCCCUCGCUACUUUCCAAGCGAUCGUCGAGCUCAACCUGUUCCGACCUGCCGACUUCGACCGCCUCCAGUACGAACGCUUCAUGCCGUGGAAGCAGCGCGUUCUCGCCGCCUUCGAGUCCUUCUGGGACACCGAAGCGCCUCGUAUCGGCGAGACGGAUGCUAAAGGUUGGCGGUCGACGACGGACCAGGACAUGCCGCUCGAAGCGGUCCCUGCGAGCGAUGUUGCGAUCGUCGAGGCGCAGCGCGAGGAUGGAGCGCGACCGCAUGAGCAAUGGGCGAGGGCGGAGCGGAUCGCAUCCGAGUCGCAUCGUCCCGCACGGACGACCGACCCCGGCAUGGACGACUCAGACGACCCGUACCGAGUCGUCCUUUUUGGCGACAUCCGACCUUUCCUCUUCUUCGUCGACUCGCCCGACUCGCGACUGCAGCUUGCCUACGCCUUCCUCACCUUCCUCGGCUUGCCCUUCGUUCCGCCUGAUGUGCCGACCUCGACGCCUUUCACCACCGACCCCUUCAUUCACUCCGACCUUGUCGAACGACCGUCGCUCAUCCAGCGGUUCUGGCCGUCCGACUCGAGCGAGAAGCAGUCAUACGGCCUUGUAGACGGCGAGCCGAUGGAGCUCGAGAGGAAGAGCGACAUCAAGGAGCCGUGGCAGACGCCGUUCAAGGCGGCGCCGGCGAUGGCGGACCUGCUCUUUGGCUCGGGAAAGGCUGGGUGGUUCAGGACGCUCGUGCCGGAGGACUUGCAGGACAUCGAUGUCGAGCUCGCCAAAAACGCCCUCAAUCUCCUCCGGACAGUUCCGCCCGAUGUCUUCCUAAUUCUCGACGCCUUCUCGCUCGAGAGUGCCCAGAGUCCGAAGGGCGCCGUCAAGCUCGCCAAGCAGGUCCUCCGCGACAAGCGCCAGGACCUCGCACUCUGGGACGGCUACGCCCGCAUCGAGCGGUCUCGCGGCAAAGUUGCCGAUGCGCGGCAGGUCUACUGCACGGCGCUCUCGAUGUAUCGCUCGUUCGCGCCGCCAGAUCAGGUCGACGGUCCCCUUCUUUGGCGAGCUUGGGCAGAAAUGGAGUGGGAAGAAGGUCGGCCGGCAUUGGCAUUGAGGAUAGUCAUUGCAGCAACGAGUGCUGAGAAGGUGGACCUCGCUUCGCUCGCCGCAACGACCGAAACCGACCGCCCAUCUCCCGCCACCAUCCUCCGAGCUCGUCAGUACUACGCUCGCGAGCUCGAAGCGUCUUUCCAGCCACGAGCGACGCAAGCUCUCCUUCGCAACCGCAAUCACCUCGCCUUCUCGCUCGCCCUCUUCGAGUACAUCUCGCGCGGCCUGUCGACAGCCGUCGAUAUCCUCGAGCAGCAUCUUCUGCGACUUGACGGCGCCGGUGCAUGCGGUACGGCCGAGCACGAGGAGGCGUUCGUCCUCUACGCCAAGCUGCUUUUCCGACACUCGAGCCGUGGCAAGGGCUACAAGCCUGGUCAGCUGCGAGAGCUGUUGGACCGCGCUCUUCAGCAGUACAAGAACAACUCGCUGUUCCUCUCGCUGGCCUACCACAACGAGCUCCGCAUGAAGAUUCAAAAUCACUUCCGCCUCGUCAUGGAGGAGAAGGUGCUCAAGGAGAACGCUGCGACGAGCGAAGGCUGGCUGUUCGCCAUCUUUGCCGAACUGCACCUCGACGCCCGGCGACCGAACAUCUGGGCGGUCCGCAACCUCUUCGACCGGGCGCUGGACAACCCCAAGACGAAGUCGUCGCCCUCGCUCUGGACGCUGUACAUCGACUUCGAGGUCCGCAACGGCGAGCUUCAGCGCGCCAAGUCGCUCAUCUAUCGGGCUAUCCGCGAAUGUCCUUGGUGCAAGGAGUUCUACCUCCGCCCCUUCUCCCCGGCACUUCGCUCCGUCUACCGCUCCCGCGAGCUUCGCGACUUUCACCACCUGCUUCUCGAGAAGGGUCUUCGCGUACGCGUCGACUUCGAGCCGUUCCUCGAAGGAGUGGUCACGUCCGACAUGGAGGACGAGGAGGAGGGAGAGGGGCCGAUGCUGGAGGAUGCGGGAGAAGAGCUGCUAGCGGAGAGGCGACGACUGAUGCCGUACUGA
Molecule: messenger RNA, 3813 nt
Organism: Rhodotorula toruloides NP11
Lineage: Eukaryota; Fungi; Basidiomycota; Microbotryomycetes; Sporidiobolales; Sporidiobolaceae
Exons: 11
Coding region: 1-3813 (1270 amino acids)
Biological process (GO): negative regulation of RNA catabolic process; RNA processing; regulatory ncRNA-mediated post-transcriptional gene silencing
Cellular component (GO): catalytic step 2 spliceosome
Molecular function (GO): protein binding
Source: RefSeq, a predicted model, not a curated record